Cottoperca gobio is the source of this 3288-nucleotide messenger RNA. RefSeq names its product glycerol kinase. Gene Ontology annotation, biological process: triglyceride metabolic process; phosphorylation; glycerol-3-phosphate biosynthetic process. The coding region runs from base 117 to 1820 and encodes 567 amino acids. Gene Ontology annotation, cellular component: mitochondrion. Gene Ontology annotation, molecular function: glycerol kinase activity. Lineage: Eukaryota; Metazoa; Chordata; Actinopteri; Perciformes; Bovichtidae. The transcript is spliced from 21 exons. The record is from RefSeq and is a predicted model, not a curated record.
ACGAACUGUACGUCAAAGUCCGCGACACCUCCCGUCUUUGGUUUAUCUUGAGCCGCUUUGCCGGUGUUGCUAAUAGGUUUCCUCUCCAGUUCAGUGCCAAAGCUUCAGGGCUGCCCAUGAACAGCACCAUGGCCGCGUCCUCGCAUAGGAUAAUGUUGGGGCCCCUGGUUGCAGCCAUCGACCAGGGCACGAGCUCCACUCGUUUUUUGGUGUUUAAUUCAAAAACGGCCGAGCUCCUCAGCCAUCAUCAGGUGGAAAUCAAACAGAGCUUCCCCAAAGAAGGAUGGGUGGAGGAAGACCCCAAAGAAAUCCUGCAGUCGGUGUACGAGUGCAUGGAGCGUACGUGUGAAAAACUCACCCAGCUCAACAUAGACAUCUCCAACAUUAAAGCUAUUGGAGUGACCAACCAAAGAGAGACCACGCUUGUUUGGGACAAAGAGACGGGGGAGCCUCUCUACAAUGCCAUCGUUUGGCUGGACCUGCGGACUCAAUCGACAGUUGAACGUCUAAUCAACAAAACGCCAGGAAGGAAUAAGAACCACUUGAAGCAUAAAACGGGGCUCCCGAUCAGCACUUACUUCAGCGCGGUGAAACUUCGCUGGAUGAUGGACAACGUGGACGAGGUCCGUAAAGCCGUCGUGUCACACCGCGCCAUGUUCGGCACCGUGGACUCCUGGCUCAUCUGGUGUUUGACUGGAGGGAAGUCGGGCGGAGUCCACUGCACAGAUGUGACCAACGCAAGCAGAACCAUGCUGUUCAACAUUCACACUUUGGACUGGGACCCAGAACUUUGCGAAUAUUUUGGUAUUCCCAUGGAGAUCUUGCCCAGAGUGAGAAGUUCUUCAGAAAUCUAUGGCCUCAUGAAAAUAUGUUCUAGUCGGAAAUCUGGAGCUCUCUCCGGUAUCCCUAUUUCAGGGUGUCUCGGGGAUCAGUCGGCAGCUCUCGUUGGACAGAUGUGUUUUCAGGAUGGGCAGGCGAAAAACACGUAUGGAACUGGCUGCUUUCUCCUGCGAAACACUGGAGCCAAGCCUGUAAUGUCGGAACACGGCCUUCUGACCACUGUGGCGUACAAACUUGGCCGGGACCAACCUGCCUGUUACGCGCUCGAGGGCUCUGUGGCCAUCGCAGGAGCUGUGGUUCGUUGGCUGCAGGACAAUCUCGGGAUCAUCGGGUCAUCUGAAGAGCUCGAGAAGUUGGCUGCAUCAGUCGGCACAUCCUACGGUUGUUAUUUUGUUCCUGCAUUUUCGGGUCUCUACGCACCUUACUGGGAGCCCAGUGCGAGAGGGAUCAUCUGUGGGUUAACUCAGUUUACUAAUAAGAGUCACGUUGCAUUCGCUGCACUGGAAGCUGUGUGUUUCCAGACACGGGAGAUACUGGACGCCAUGAAUCAGGACAGCGGCAUCCCACUAACUCAGCUCCAGGUGGACGGAGGAAUGACGUCCAACAAGCUGCUGAUGCAGCUGCAGGCAGACAUUCUCUGCAUUCCUGUUGUGAAGCCGUCCAUGCCCGAGACCACAGCUCUGGGUGCAGCGAUGGCGGCAGGGGCGGCGGAGGGUGUGAGUGUGUGGAGUCUGAACCCAGAGGACCUGAGUGAAGUCACCUCGGAGAAGUUCGAGCCUCAGAUCAACACCGAAGAGAGCGAGUUUCGGUACGCUCGAUGGAAGAAGGCGGUUCAGAAAUCCAUGAACUGGGAGACGACGGAGCCUGCCGGUAAUGGAAACGGUGAAUCUAGUAUCUUCAGCAGCGUCCCCCUGGGCUUCUUCAUCAUCGGCAGCUUGUUUAUGUUAGUCGGUGCAAAAUACCUCGCAGGCAACAACUAGGCUCAGACUCCUGGAGGCAUUAAAGCAAAGAGGAAGAGGAAGCAAACUCUUCGUCUGGACCACCACCUGUACUCUCGGUUGCACUUCCAAAAGGCAUUACAGGAGCACAACACUGCUGCUGCAACUCACUGCAAAACCAGGCCAAGUUUGACUAACGGGACUUUAUUAUUACUUCCCCUUUGCUUUUCUUUUGAAAUGCAUCUUUCACCGCAGCAGACGUUGGUACGUGGAGAUUAAUUCAAGCGGGAGUGUGCAUGCAGUAUUUCUUUUUUCACUAUGUUGAUAUGAUUUUGAAUUUCUGAGAUUAUUUAUGUAGAAACUCCACCAAUGGUACUUCAGAUGGUUGUAAAAGUUCAACUUGUCUAAUUGGCAUUACUUGUUUGUGUUGCUCCAGACGCUCCCCUAUGAGCGACAGAGGACUUUUUUUAACAGCACUUUUACUUUUUUUGUUUGGUCUCGUGGGAGCUGUGAACUAACAUUUUAUUUUUCUAUCAAUUUGGGAUUCUGACAUAGAACGCUUGAAUAUAUGUAAAAUAUGUUUUGUGUAAAGGGUGAAGGACAAUGAUGACGCCGUAGGUAAUUGUUUGGAUUGUGGACGUGAUCCUUUUUCAAUUCAUCUGUGGGAAGUACACAUUUUUUGUUGCUCCAGUUAUCAACCUGAAAUGUUCCCAACAAGUUAAAUGAAGUUCCACGGCAUGCAAACUGUUUACACCUUUAAUAUGCAUCCUUAAAGAAGUGUAUUGCACUCACAAGUUCGAGUAGUACGCAGGAAUAUUAGUGCCACAUGUCUGACUUUUGCACAUGUGGCACUAAUCAUCUUCCGUAGAUUCUUCAUUUUUGUCUGAUUUUUAAUUAUUUUCAUUCAAAGGAAGAUUUAUAAAAUCAUAGAAACACAAGUUCUUAAGCUGUAUAGUCAUGGUUUGAAGAGUUAACUUUAAGGAAGUUAAAACGAGUUAACAAACAUUUAUUCUGCUGCCCAACAUGUUUGCUUCUGUGUGGAUGUGAUGUGAGCUUCAUGGAGGCGGAACAAGUAUUUUUGUUUAAGAUAUAAUUCAGCGUUUGCUUUAUAUGGUCCUGCAGUUACUUUUUGAACUGAAGGUAUGAAAUGACUGCACUCAAAGUGCUCUUCUGGGAUAUAAACACUGUUUUAAAUCAGCUCAAAUUAGACAGACUUACACUUAUAGCAAGCGUGUUAGCAAAGUGUGCGACCGAUUCUCAUGCGAGACCUUCCAACUGUUGGUUUUCAUGAUGAAUUGUUUCAUAUCUAACAAUGGAAAUAUGUCUGCACCGUUUUGCUACUCGCUCCGAGUUUCAUUCCCCUCGACCCUUUCACACUGGAAUCAAUAUAAAAAGGAAACGUAAAAAAAAAAAAAGAAUGUACUGCUGGUUUAAAAUGACGAAACAAUGUGUGGAAACGUCUUUUAUGGGAGAGCUAAUGUCAUGACAAAUAAACGUAUUUAUUUCUGAA